Leucoraja erinaceus (little skate) is the source of this 15598-nucleotide messenger RNA. RefSeq names its product centrosome-associated protein 350-like. Gene Ontology annotation, cellular component: centrosome. Gene Ontology annotation, biological process: microtubule anchoring. Lineage: Eukaryota; Metazoa; Chordata; Chondrichthyes; Rajiformes; Rajidae. Gene Ontology annotation, molecular function: microtubule binding. The record is from RefSeq and is a predicted model, not a curated record.
UCAAGUUUGCGGAUGACACAACCCUGUUUGGACUGCUCCAGGAUGGGGAGGAAUCUGCCUACAGACAGGAGGUGACACAACUGGCGUCCUGGUGCCAUCGCAAUAACCUGCAGCUCAAUGCUCUAAGACAGUGGAAUUGAUAGUAGACUUUAAGAGAGCUCCCCACUCACCAUCAACAACACCCCAGUCACAUCCGUGGAGCCUUUUAGGUUCCUGGGAACCAUCAUCUCCAAGGACCUUAAAUGGGGGGCCACCAUCGACUCCACAGUCAAAAAGGCACAACAGAGGAUGUACUUCCUGCACAAUCUGCCACAAGCAAUGAUGGUCCAAUCCUAUACGGCCAUCGUAGAGUCUGUCCUCAUCUUCUCCAUCAUGGUUUGGUUUGGCUCAGCCACCAAGCACGACAUCCGGAGGUGCAGUGAAUCAUCCGAUCAAAUGAGAAUUUGAUCAAAUUGGCUGCAACCUUCCCUCCAUUGACAAACUGUACACUGCAAGGGCCAGGAAGCGAGUGGGUAAGAUCAUCUCUGACCCCUCUCACCCGGGCCACAAUCUCUUUGAAUCACUUCCCAUUGGAAGGCAACUGGACUGUCAAAGCUGCCACAGCCAGACAUAAAAACAGCUUUUUUCCAUGAGUAGUAGCUCUACUCAAUAACCAAAAAUCUCUAGCCUCCUUUGUUCUGGUAUUUUAUUUAAUUCACAUUUUUAAUCGAUAAUGUUUUAUUAUUAAUGUUUAAUGUUUUAUGUGUCAUUUCUAACUGUCACUGUAUGUCAUGUUGUCACUUGCGGGCGGAGUACCAAGGCAAAUUCCUUGAAUGUGAAUACUUGGCCAGUAAACGUAUUCAUUCAGAACAAAUACAAUUGGUCAGCAAAAUAGUUGUCCAGUCUUCGCUUGGUAUCAACGAUGUAAAGGAUCCACAUCAGGAACACCAAAUGGAGUAGAUGAGGAUAGAAGAGAUGCACGUGAACCUCUAUGUUACUUUUUUGCAUAUCUUUUAAUAAUAAUAAUAAUAAUAAUGUUUAUUUAUAUAGCACUUUUCAACAAAAUCAAUUUGAACCAAAGUGCUUUACAGAGAUUGAUUAAACUAAUUGAACAGAUUAAAUGUCAAUAAAUCCAUACAAAACAAAAAAGAAAAAAGACACAGAACAGUACACUAUAAAAAUCAACAUGAAACGUCCCCCCACAGCAGAAUUCACUGUGAGGGAAGGCACUAAAAAUAUCCAGUUCUCCCCCUCAUAGUCCACCCGAGGUCGGGGUCUAUAUGUGGCCUCCUCAGCCAACUCGAUGUUUUCAGGCCCUCUGCCGUGAAGCUGGAUCAUCGGCGUCGGGUGAACAUUCUUCAGCGGCCUGGACUGAAGCGGCCGCUUCCUCCCUGAAGACUGCAAUGUCCAAAGUUCUCAGGCCGCGCUGGCCGGACCUCUGACACUGGCGAACUCGGAUACCAGGCCCCGCGGUGUUGAAAUCCAGUGCCGCCCGCCCGCGGCUGGACGCUCUGCAGCCGCAGCUCAACGAUGUUGGUGUCCCAGCAUUUGCACCGCCGGCGAAGCUGCAGUCCCGGCAGGAAACGCCGCUCCAGCUUGAUGGUAGGCCGCACAGAGAGGACGAAGAAGUGGUUCGGAAGAAAACCGCAUCUCCGACCAGGUAGGACUGGGAUUAAAACAGUUGCCCCCUUCCCCCCCUCCCCCACCCACCACAUAAAAGAAGACCUCCAAUAAACAUUUUGUACGGACAGGACUAAAAAUAAAAAUAAAAAAGGGUGAAAGGACGGACUGCAGGAGGAGCAGCCAUACACAACGGCGCAUCACCCCCGCAGUGUUCUAUAUUCUUUUGUUCUAUAUCUCGCUACAUCACCGACUAUAUCUCUUGUUUCUCUUUCCCCUGACUCUCAGUCUGAAGAAGGGUCUCAACCUGAAACAACACCUAUUCCUUUUCUGCAGAGACGCUGUCCGACCCGCUGAGUUACUCCAGCUUUUUGUGUCUUAUCACCUGUCCAUGUACCAUGUCCUGGCAAGCAUCUAUUCCUCAACUAACAUAAAUAUACAUAAGAGGAUUAUACUAGGUUAGUAUUUGUUUUCCUAGGUUCUGUAAGCAAGUGGUAACCCUGUUUCCGAAGGUACCAGUGUGUUAGCAGCUGGGAGUUUGGGCUUCACCCUAGUUCUCCGACUAGUUUCACUGUCCUAAUUAAUAUACUGAUUGUAUGCCUCCUUGUCACCUUCCCCUCAGCUAACAAUGAACCAUUCUACAUUUUCUUUUUCUUUGCAACGUCUGCUUUGAUCUGUCGUUUUCACACCUUGCCCUUCAUUAUCUCUAGACUCCCUCUCCCCUGACUCUGUUUGAAGAAGAGUCUCGAUCCGGAAUGUCACAUAUUCCUCUUCUCCAGAGGUGCUGCCUGUCCCGCUGAGUUACUCCAGCAUGUUGAGUCUAUCUCACGGUGUAAACCAGGGUCUGCAGUUCCUUCCUCCACAGUUGGGGCUCGUUGACGUUUCUUCACCCGAGGGCCCCUCGCCUCAGUGACGUCACUGACAUGAGCCGGCGGUUCACGCGAGACUCUGACGGCUGCUGGCGCGCAGGAGCGGCUAAUGGCGGCGUCACAGAACGCCGAGAGCGAACGUCGUUAACGGUCAAAGGGAGGGAGGGGAGGCACGCGCGCGCGGGCUCUGCCAGCCCAGCCCAGCCCAGCCCCGGGCGGGAGCGCCGGUCAGCGGCAAUGCCGGCCGCCCUCCACAGGUAAGCUAAUGAUGUGGGGCAGCAAAUCUAAUGAGGCAUCUCCACGAAACCAGGAACAAAUGCAGAGCCGGGAUACAAAGCGAGAUGUGGCCUCAGCAUGGGAUACAGUCCACCAUACUAAAGCUGCUUUACGACACAUAGAGAACAGAUUGGAAGCUGUUCCUACCAGUACUGCUGUCUUGGAUACUGUAAUGGACACCAAGAAGUCCUUGGGCAGUGCUACCAGAAAAGUCAGUAGGAAGGAUGGAAGGUACGUGGAAGACUCUGUGGGGAGUACUUCAGCUGGCAAGUCCAAUAGUCGCAAUAAAUUGCGAAAGGACAAAAUGUCUCGGAGCCCCUUGAGAUCUACAACCUUGGAAAGCAAUAUUAAGAAGAGCAAUCAAGUAGAAUUCAGGGACCCUUUGGCUUCAUAUAGAUAUGUUGAAAAGGAAUUGGAUGGCAGUAUCCCACCCUAUCUGACUGCUAGCCAGCUGGAAGCACAGCGCCUCCUUUCCAAUUUGACCUCGAGUGAAGCCCAUGAGACGGAGAGUGAAACUCACCAGAUGAUAUAUGGGCGAGACAACCGGAGUUACCACUGUUUGGAUAAUGAUAGCACACGAUCAUCUGUGGUAGAUGAUACUGUGGUGAAAUUUCUCAAUGACCAGUUAGCACUUGAUGCCUUGCACAACUCUGCACUUUAUAAAACUCUGAGCCACGAUGCACUGGGACAGAUGGGUGAUGGCAUCAAAGGCUUCCACACUAAGGCAGUGAGCUAUGAUGUGAAUGCAAAGAAUGAACGACCUUCAGAGCAGUCUCAGCUGUCCUCCCCGAGUUCCACAUCUGAAUCAAUGAUGCAGAGACUAGAGAUUAUGCGCAGGAAGCAACAUGAUGACAAACUUGAGAAACUGAAGGAGCGGAUUAGGAAGCAACGGGGGCAUUCAGAAGAAUCUAUCGAGAAGGACCGGCAUCUAAACUUCCACGAAUUUCCUGCUGCGCUUGGUGGAGGUACUGCAGUUCCAACAGCCAAAGUGAGAAAGGUUGCUAUAGCACCACCAGCUCCAUCCUAUAAAGGUUUCAAUCCCACAGAAACAAAAAUUCGGACUCCUGAUGGCAAAGUAUGGUGUGAAGACGAAAUACACAAUAUGAGUAAGGAUCUGUACCGGGAGUUCACACUCCAGUUGGCAGACAGUAGUAAGACGAAGGAAGCUGCAUGUGAAAAAGCCAGAGAGAAGAAAACCAUUAAACCUGUGCGUAAGGUACAGAAAAUGACUCGAUCACCGAGUCCUGACACCAAACCAAGUGCACAUGUUAUCAGCACAGCUUCAUGGCGUGAAGGCCAGAAACUAGUAAAAAUGGUUCUGGGACCUGCACCAAAGACAUUAAAUGAAAAUAAGGUGGACACUGAUUCGAAAGUCAGGAGAGAUAGGAAUGCCACACCUAUAAAUGCUGCGAGAGUGGACCCUGAGCAUGGGCUCGAAGCUUCCAGAAAAUCGAGGCCAGCCAGUUGUGAAUCCCGCUCAGCCAAGCAGCCUUUGGGGGAUGAAUGGAGAAAGGAAGAAGGCCAAGACAAGCUUGAAGUGCUGAAUACACAUGUGCUGCCGGCUGAAGUUAGAGAGUUACUUGAUGACCUUCAGCUUGAGGAAGCUCGGAAAGAUUCAGCAGAUUUAGAAAGUGGCAAACGGACUACAGAAGGCCGUGCUUUCUCCAGAAGUGUGAGUCCAACUAAGCGAAAGCAAGAGAAGUCUAGCCUGAGCACUGAAAUGCAGCUGAAGCGAUUGAGACAUUAUGAUGCAGAGGAGGUAAGGCAAUUUAUUGCCAGGCAACAAACAGAAAGGAAAAAGAGGCAGACGGAAGAGAAGAAAGCUCAGAAGGAAGCAAUGGAACAAAAGAACAAACGACUGCAAGAGCUCUAUAGGAAACAAAAAGAAGCUUUUUCAAAGUCCAGGCCGGAACCCGUAUGCCAAAAAUAUUUACAGGAGACAUUUACAAAAUGUGUAACUGAGCUAGCUAAAUUUAAUGAGCCACCUCCCAACCAAUCAGUACCAGAGGAGAAACAGCCAAAGACCAUCUAUCAGCCUUCAGGAGAAUCUGACAAAGAGAAUAAAGGACAGGAUCGUCCCCUCAGUGCCUCUUCGAGUAGUGACAUGUCUCUUUCUGAGUCUCGGCAGGCUCCAGGCCGGCGUGAACAUUUGGAGCUUACCUGGAUACCCUCCCAACAGGUCAAUUCAACAGCCUAUGCUGCUCAUCCUUCCACUGAGGGCAAUCUCUUCUCCCACCUGCUAAACCUGGAACCCCGAAGUAUGUUUUCCAGUGAUUAUGAAACAAUAGCAAAGAAGAAGGAUGCUGCACCAAAAGGACAGGCACCUUCUCUCCUGUGCUCACACUCUGGUUUCCCAUCAUAUGAUCACACAGCAGCUGGGCCAAAGGCUGCAGUACCAUACAAAAGCAAAAUUGACCGCAUUGAAGCGCUCAAAGCAACAGCAGCCUCCCUGUCCAACAGGAUCGAAAAUGAAGCGAAAAAGCUGGCAGGUGCUGGCAUCAACUAUGGCAUAAUGCAGGACUCUGAACACGAUGUCCUGCAGACCACUUGGGAUGACAGGCACUGGUCGAAGCUUGCCAGCCCACCUGUUCGUGAUGGUGGUGGUGACGAUGCCUCAUCCAGAAUUUGGAGAAUUCAAGGACCCAACAUGGGCCACACUGCCUUUGUAGAUCAACUGCCAGGGGCUGGCAAUUUGUAUGAGUGCAAAAAGCUUAGUGAGGUGCCACAGAGUGACAACAUUUCAGCGAAGAGGCCUGAAAAGUGCCAUGAGGUCAGCUGGGAAAAUGCAUACAAGAGGUCACUUGAGGCACUGGAGCAAAACCUACAAAAACUCGGUCAGGAUAGGAAACAGUUUGAUUCCCCCAAUUCCAGCGGGGGCUCAAUCAGUGAAGGGCCAUUACUGAGUGAAGGAAGUCUCUCAGAAGAGGAUUGUCAGCCAAGUUCCAGAGACCCAACUAAAUUAACACAAAGGUUAAAAAACAAGGAUUUUUGUGCAGAAGUGUCAAAUCCUUCCCAGCCUGUUGCAGAGUUCCAGAAAGAAGCAGAGAGGUACCAGCCACUUCAAUUGCAAUUGGAAGGACACAAGAGCAAAGCUCCCUGGGAAGAGCUAGCCAAGGGAAGCCCUCACAGUGUGAUUAACAUCUUUACAAAGACCUACCAGUUCUGUGGGAGAGGAGGUUUAGAGGAACAGUCCGAUAAAGGUUCCCCAACACUGCAACCUCUGGUAUCUGCAACGAGACCUGAAGAAGUUGAUGUAUAUGAAGAUGAUUUCCUUUCCUCUCAAAGCAGCACAGGUGUAAGCAGGAGGUUACCUUCAUACCAAAGUUGUGCCAGCAGUCCUUCCAGUGUCUGUGAGGAGCUUCCCAGCAAGAGAUCUCAAGUUAGACGGCCUGAGGAGGUGUCCCCUCGAUCUCCAGUGUACCGUUCCACACCCUCCUCCCGAUCAUCCAGUUCUUCAAGAAAGAAAAUGAAAAUAGAUGGUACAGAUGUUGCUGGAAGUGUGCCACAUUCUCCUGUGGAUAACACCACAUGGGCAUCUGCAAGUAUUUCAGAUCAAGUCUCUACUGAAGGAAGGAUACUGGGCCUCGGGCAAAGUGUUGUCAGUGAUCCUGAGCAAGUGAAAGACUUGAAUGACACAACAGAAGAAACUCCCAUUGUAUCUCCUGUCAGUGUCCAGGUAGAGACCUUGAAGCCCAAGAAAGCUGCAAGUUCCUCGUCCUUACGAUCUGCCACCAGUACUGUAUCCCAGAAGCCUUUGCCGAAUGACACAACGACUGCAGCAGGAGAUGGGACAAAACAAAUUGUCACUGCAGACUACGCACCUUCAUCUUCCUACAGGACGCACUUUGCUGACAACAAUAUGGCUGGAGUCAGACCAGUCUCAUCCUCAACUGCAGCCCCCAUGUUCAGUUCCCCAUUAGCUCUCCAUCAUCGCAUGAGUGCAGAACUUGCUUAUUUGGAUGCAAUAGAGGACUCUGUCCGUCAGCUCACGGAGGUGGAGAAGAUCCGGGGAAUUGCACUCGCUCAACAGGAGAGUGUGUCUCUGGCUCAGAUCCUGAAGGCUCAGCAACAGAGGCAUGAGCAUGACUUCGCCCUGCUGAAGCUAAAGACUGAACAGGAAACGGUGGCAAGUCAGAAACAACUAGAGGAGACCAGACAGAAAACAGCACAGGCACAUGCAGAGAGCUUGCUGCAGUUUGCACAGACACGCCAAGAGAUGCUGCAAGAGUCUACCAAUAGAAUGAUGGUUCAACAAGUGGAAGCUGCUAAGCUGACUGCGGACACAGCACGCCAGAUCAAAGAGAUGACUGAGCUGGCAUAUGUGCAGAUUGCAACAGGAUCCCCAACUGCUGUGACUACCAACCUAUCACAUGGAGCCGUCGCCGCACCUGUGCCAAUGCUGUUGGACCAACAAAGGCAACAACAUUCAGAAUUUAUGAAGCAAAUGCAAGCCAAGACUGAAUCGGAAGGCAGAAGGAGUGAUACUCGCCCAUCAUCUGUUGGCCCUAUGGAGAUUUCGCAUGAUUCUAAAAUUCACUAUUCAGCUUCAUUAGAUAGCCUGUCUGAUUCAUCCAGAUACAAACAGCAUGAUAAAAGUAGCGGUGGCAGCAGUCGGCAAGAUAGUCCUUCGUUUCCUUCUGAGAAGGGAGCAGAGAGCAGGACUUCCCAUGGUGAGAAAGGAGAUAGUUCAAUUGAAGAGGAGGUGCACACAGCAGCUGAUGACUCAAUACAAAGUGGCAGUGUGCGUUCAUUCCCCGACGAUAAAGAUUCUGCCUCCAUUGCCACUGAGUACUCUUUGAAGUUUGAUGAAUCAAUGACUGAAGAUGAAAUUGAAGAGAAAUCUUUCCGCUCACUACUGCCAUCCGAAAGCCACCGUCGCUUUAACAUGGAGCGCAAACGCAGUCGGCAGGAUGAUUCAGAUGAAGAAACUGCCAGAGACCAGUCGGCAUUGACAGCUGUCAAACAUGAUUUAAGUAUGCCCUUCUCUGGGGGCCAGGACAGUUUCUCCAAAUUCACUAUGGAGAUGGUGAGACAAUAUAUGAAAGAGGAAGAGAUGCGUGCCCAACACCAAGUGUCACUCCUCAAGUUGCGAGAACGAGCCUUGAAGGAAAAGACAAAAGCAGAACUUGCUUGGCUGGAACAUCAGAAGAAGCGUCUGAGAGACAAAGGGGAAGAUGAUAAAAUGCCACCAAUCCGUAAGCGACAGCGUGGACUACUACUGAGGCUGCAGCAGGAGCAGGCUGAAAUCAAGCGUCUGCAAGAAGCCACCAGGGCAGCUCGCAAGGAAAGGCAACUGAUCCUAAAACAGCAGGAGGAGAUUCAGCGUUUGCGCCACACCACCAUCAAGAUACAGGAAAAGCUUAAAUCAGCUGGCGAGAGCAAGCUGGAGCUGCGGAACACAGAACAUGUUGAGGAAGUGAAUGAUUCCAAAGCGAACCGCCCUUCCAGCCCCUUGCAGACUGAUGUGGAGACGCGGAGUCCUUCCCCCAUUUCUAUCUCUGGGGGCAGUGAAACCAGCAGCAUCAUGCAAAAACUGAAGAAGAUGCGCAGUCACAUGGAUGAAAAAUUCCUUACCAAGCGAGAGCAAAAACUGAUGCAUCGGCGGCGGCAUGCAGAGGAGCUGCUUGAGUGGAAAAGAAGGCUUGAUGCCGAGGAAGCUGAAAUCCGGCGGAUGGAAAAGUUGGCCUUGGCUGCGUGGAACAAGGAGCUUAAACCAAAGGCUACAAAGAGAGAAGCAAAUGAAAGAAGUCCAGGGUCUAAAGACACAGCCAGCGAGGACGAAUGCUCAGCACCAUCUCCAUCGCGUCUCCACAGUGACAGUUCUAUUCCGUAUGAAGUUGGAAGCCCACCUGCACAGACUGUGGAGUCAGCAUCAGCAGUCCUCGGAACAUCCACCAGCCCCGAACAUAGUGUUUUCACAGAUGAUGGUUAUUCCCAGGACUUUGAAUCUGUUGCAGCACAGAGCAAACAGUCUGCUCCCUCAAAAACGAGUAUCGGUGCAUCAAAGCAGGAUGGUAAGAAGAGCAACUCCAGUCUUAGUUUACAGAUCAGGUCUGAAGUCAAAUCACGCCAAGCGUCUUGCAGCUGGUCUGAUGAAUCUGUUUCCAUGACACAAUCAGAAACAGCAUCAGACCAAAGUGAUAUAGAGGGCAGGAUUCAUGCACUAAAGGAUGAGCUUAGGAAGCGCAAAUCCAUUGUAGACAAGCUGAAGAAAGCACAGAAGAAACGUCAGAAGGAGAGAUUGAAAGCACAGGAGGCCAGUCUCAUUAAACAACUUGAGUCCUAUGAUGAAUUUAUUAAGAAGACCCAAGCUGAACUAAGCAAAGAUGUGUCCAGUUCAACCAAACCACAAAUCAAAACCCCAUCCUCUAUUGCUGCUGAGAAGCCCAAGAUUAAACCUCUCUCUCUACAAAGGACUGAAUCUGCAAAGAGCUGGAAAUCCCUUACCGAGGGUGAACGAUCCAAAGUGUCAGUGGGCUCCAUUGUUAAACAGGAGCAAAGACUAUUAAGUCCAGAUGGACAUAAAUCCAGCAGCCUCGAAGAACUUCACGCAUCAGACAAAAGCAAGUCCUUAUUCUUCGAUAGUCGACCAGAUGAUUCUUCUCAAAGUGCUUCAUCGAUUUCCAUAUCCCAAAAGAGAUCUCAGCUGGAUAAUGUACCAGUAUUAUUUGUGCAUCAAAAGAGCGAACCUGAAUUUAGCCACUUGCCAGACCAGACUGUCAUUCGGUCAGAGGGUGGGUCUGGUGAAGAAACUGUUGUGUCCAAUCAUCCUUCAUUGCAGGAUGAUGUUCAGGAAGAACUUGAAAAUAUGAAAUUAGCAGAAUUUGAAAAAGACGUCUUCCUUGCACUUUCUCAACAAACUGAUAAAUCUGCCCCUCUGCUGAAACUGGAUGAUAAGAAACCACAGCCGUUCUGCAUCUCUGAGUUCAUUCAAAAAUUGGCUCAGGAAAAAGAUCUUUCUAAGGAUGCAAAGCUACCUUUUCAAGUUGAGCAGAACCUUGAGGAUUUGAAGGAUGAAAAAUUGUAUAAGGAAGACUACUCUGAUAGGGAGGAUGAGACAAGUGAUGAUUUAGCUAAUUCCUUGAAAUUUAUAAAAUCAAUUAAAUCUGAUAUUCAUGAUGAAUCUGCAAAAUCCGACCGUGGGGCUUUGGAUAAAACAUUAUCAAAGAAUGAUUCCCGUCCACAAGAAGUAGACUGCCUUUCCCCAGGAAAAGAAGCUAUUUAUUCAGAAGACUUGGAGUCAUCAAGAAAAAGGACAACUGAAGAUUUGAGUGAAAAUUCUCACAUUGGAAGUUCUAGAGAUAAUAUUGAAUCUGCAGUUAUCCUUACAUCAAGGAAUGCGAUUACUCACAAUGAAAAUGUCAUUGAGCUUCAGGUGCUGUCUUAUCUUGACCAUUCCAAGCAAAAAGAAGGGGAUGGAAGAGCAGAGCAUUCUCAAAGUGCUUCACCAAUUAUCAGCACAGAUGAUGAAAUCAGUGAACAUCUAAGUGAAAAAUCCUUUUCAAGUUGUGGUAGUGGACAUUCAGAAAAACUUUUGGAUUUGAAGUCAGGAAUUCAGAGCAGAAAUGUAGAGCACAGUGAUGCAGAAACGGAGGUACAAACACCUGUGCCAUCAUGCUCUCCUUCUCCUUGUCACACUCCUACACCUACAUCACAUGAAAUUGAUGAAUUGUCUGAAUUUCAAAUUGGUGAUAGAGUUUUGGUUAGUAGCAUCCAACCAGGCACACUAUGCUUUAAGGGAAGAACUCAUUUUGCAGAUGGUUUUUGGGCUGGUGUAGAGCUAGAUGUGCCAGAAGGUAGUGGUAAUGGGACGUAUGAUGGAGUUGUAUACUUCAAAUGCAAGGACAAGUGUGGCAUUUUUGCACCCCCCAAUAAGAUAUCUGUGCUACUGAAGUGUUACAGUGAAAGCAUCAAUACAGAUGAAAUUAAAGAAGGCCUGUUGUUGGAGGAUGUAUUAGAUCAUGAUUGCAAACACAGUGAGGAAGAGGGAAGGCCCUUGCUCCAAGAAGCAUUAAAGCAGCAGGAAUAUGUAUUUUAUCCUGAUAAAACCACUACUGAUCAAGUUGAUUUUAAGAUGACUCAAUCUGUAAAUAUCUUAAGUGACCAAAUUACAAGCCAUAAUUUUCCAGAGUCUAAUGCCAUUAAUUUGAUUCUUAAUAUCAGUGAAUCUAUCGAAGCAGGAGAUUCUCUGGUAGACCGGAAUUUGGAGAGUCUGUCCAAAUUGGGCAAGGAGGAACAACAACCCAAUUUCAAAGAUCAAGACAACGAAGAGUCCAUUACAGCUGAUGUAUCCAUCAAGAAAUCAUCCCAAACUGUACUGGAAAAGGAUAGUGAUUUAGUCACUGACUUCUAUGUGCAUUCUUCCAGUGAAACAAAAGGGGAGUUAUCACCUAUCCAUGAAAAGCCUUCCACUCCUCUCUUGGAUUUGUUGAACAAAGAAAAGGAGCAACUUGAAGCACAGCUAAGAGUACCAAGCCUCCAUUCUGAAUCUGAAGAAAUAUAUGUCAGUGAAGGGUUGAUAGUAGAGGAAUCAAAGACCAUUCUUCAGGAUAAUGAAGACUUUAAAGAAAUAGAACAGAAGGACAAAGAGAGUAAAGCUAGCUCUUUGACGGCUGAUAUCCUGUCAUCUUUUCUGAAAGAUGCAGUCAAACAAUUGCAGCAAAUCAAAAAGGUUCGAGAUGAAAAGAUCCAAGUUACUAAUCAAGAGUUAUGGUGCACAUCAGCUGAAGAAUCUUCACCGAGAUCAUCUCCCAAGUAUCUGGAGGUACAAAAUGCAACUGGUGUUCAAUUACACACUGCUGAAAGAGAUGAUAACGAUGACGAUAAGGAAGAAAUAUUAUCUCCAGAUCUUUGUCCUAGACCUGGCAGCCCAGUGUUUGGCACGAGUGGGCAAGAAGAAUUGACCAAGCGCCUUGCGGAGCUUGAAUUGAGUCGCGAGCUGCUGGAUGACCUGGGAGAUGAGCAGGACUGGUUUGAAGAAGACUUUGGACUAAGUUCUCGCAAAGUGCAGCAGCCAGGGCCAGAACUGGAACCACAGUUAACCAAGGCUGUGGCUCUGAAAGUCCACGAAGAACAACAUUUAUCUGUACCUCAUGAUGCACUGGAAGUCGAGAAGUUGGUCCAUGCAGCUGCUGAAGAACUUUGGAAGUGGCAAGAGCUGGCACACGAUCUGUGGGAUUUUCAGUUGCCCCAGGAUUAUUUUGGGAAUAACAAAGGCCAAGAUGUAGAGAGUGUCAGCAGAAGAGUUUAUUGUGAGGCUGUAUUUAAUCUAACAAGAGAGAUUUUCAGCGAAAUUUUUGCAGAAGAUCCCAAUGUCAGGCAGCCCCCAUGGAUGAAAUCCAGCAGAAACAGCUCUACUUAUUUCAGGCGAGUGAGGAAUCCGCAGGAUAUCAGUGAAGUAAAGACUUACAUUUCCAAUGAAGUCCUGAAGUUGUUUGGGAUCAGUAAAGAACAAGACCACAAGACCGACUGGCAAAAAAUGAUGAAAUUUGGCAGGAAGAAACGGGACAGAGUUGAUCACAUUCUGGUCCAGGAGCUUCAUGAGGAAGAAGCUCAAUGGGUCAAUUACGACGAGGAUGAGCUGUGUGUGAAGAUGCAGUUGGCAGAUGGGAUUUUUGAUGCCCUGAUAAAAGACACAAUAAACGUACUAAAUCAAAUUCACGAGAAACGGUCAAAGCUCACUCCAUCCUAACUCCGGCUCUACCAUCACCAAACUGGACAACAGAAGGAACUCUGGCCUGACUGUUCUUGAGCAAGUCAAAAAGUUCCGAACCAUCACAUCCAUUGGGUUGUCACCUGGCAUGUUGAUUCUUGAAUGAGUCAAUGGUUUUUGAUACUAACCACAUUCUGAAAUAGGCAGCAUGUGGAAGCCACAAGUGCCAAUUUUACCUUCUCGUUUAUAUCUAUUAUCCCAUUUAUUUAUCUAAACUAUAGCAUACUUUUGAAUCGGAGAUUUGCACAUUAAUUUUGUGAUUAUGCCUGUGUUUACUUUUUAAAAGAAUGUGAUUGUGUAUCUUGAGGUGCUAUGGUAUCAGUGUUUGGUAUUUUGCUCGCUCUGAGAGUUGAAUAGAUACCAUGCAUUGAGGAUAAAUGUGAUCUCUGGGUUAGAAGUGUAUCUGCAUGAUUGAAGUGGAGGCCAAAAAGAUUGUUUGACAUAGAAAAAUGCUUCCUUAACUUUUGUUUUUAAAUUAUUUUAUAAGGAAGAACAGUGUUUUAUUCAAUUAAAUGGGCUCUAUUAAGUUUAUUUUACGAGAACUGUUGCACACUAAGUUGACUUUUGCAAUCACUUUUCGAAUCAGGAGCUGUUUUAAAAGUAAGAUCAAUAAUUUGGGUUACAACAACUUGGCGACUUGAAGUCAGUCAGUACAGUGUUUGUUCUUUGCACUCAUUUGUAUGCUGCACUCCAAGGUAAACUGUGUGCCUGAAGAAAGAUUCCUUGGCAGAGGGAAGGAAGUGGUUUAAAACCCUUUAAAAGAUUUAAAGUUGUUUGGUGAUAACUAAACAAUAUACAACACUGCUGCUCCCUCAGGUGGGAAUUGCUCUUUUCUGUCACCUUCACUAGGUGCUGCUCCUAUCCAAGUACUUGCACUCUAAUGUUCUGCAAAUAUAUCUGGUCAAGUUUUCAAACACCAAUACUACUUCUGCCAUCUCUUGGCUGCUCGGAUCUUCUUGUGACAGUGCUGUAUUUCAAGAAGUUGCCUGUCAAAGUAGAUGCAAGAUCUCAGAUUUGCUUUCUUGAGAAACACAAGACUGACCUCACUGAACCAAGAUUAAUCCUUGACUCUCUAUCACUGCACAUGACACAAUACGUUUUUAAUUGACUGAGUGGUCAGUUGCUUUCCAACUUGCACUCAGUUUCAACAUAGAGCUAACCUCUACCUUUGAUACCAAGUGCAAGAUGCUGAAUGCAUGGUUGAGAAAAUCUUGAUGAGGAGAGUGAUAUUUUUCAGCAAGGCUCUCGAGCUGAGAUGUUGGCUGACCUUUUUCCUUUUUCAGUGUCACAGCUGAUAUUGGUAUGUUGGAUAUUGGUAGUGCUGCUGCCUCAUGGUUCCUCUCACUCAGGUUCAAUUCUGAUCUUGUGUGCUGUCUGUGUGGAGCAUGUACAUUCUCACCAUGAUGCUGGGCUUCUCCCAGGUGCUCCAAUUUCCUCCCACAUCCCAAAGGCAUGUGUUGGUAGUUUAAUUGGCCUCUGUAAAUUGCCCCUGGUGUUUAUGUGUGGAGUAGAAUCUGGAGGGAGUUGAUUAGAAUAGGUUACAUGGAAUGAGUGUGGGUAUGGGAUUGACUAGAUGGACCAAGUGGCCUUCUAUGUUGAAGGGAAAGAUAGUAAUGUAGAAAUAGCCUGGGAAUGUGGCUGCUCUAACAUGACAGGUUGGGAAUGCAAUCUGAACAUUGUGGGUUGGUUCCACUUGGAGUAGGUAAACAAUGUUUCAGAUUGCUUUGAGGUUAGUUAUUGCGGAUGCAUAUUUUUUCAAUGCUCAGUUAACAUCUUUGCUUGUCUCCUACUCUCUUUCCCCCUCUCUUGUAAUUAUCAGCGUACCAAAGGAGCUGGAGCAGCAUUGCAAACGUGCUUCUUACCAAACUGUUUGCUACUAAACAAAACCCCCAUGUUCACUGACUGGUGGGGUAACACAAUGCUGGUUCUGGUUGACAGUCCCUUCAGACAUGGGUUGAAAUGCAAACCACAGGAUUCAAGCCAAGAAUUGAUAAACACAACUUACUCAGUAGUUAGUUAGUGCUUUAAUCCUCAGCCUGUUCAGGGAUGUUAUGACCAGUUUAUCCAUAGGGCUCGAUUUUUAAAUAAUUGCCUUAGUUACUUAUAUACUUGAGAAAGCCUGUACAGUGUACAUGUGGCACAAGUUCUAGGCUGCUCGAUGACACAAUAAGAUAAUGAAACCUAUUUAUUAAGAACUUGAAGUUCAAAUGCUGCUGUGCUCAGUGCUGUUCCUUGUCUCCCAUUACAUUGUGCCCGGUCUCUUUCACUCUGCUGGGUAGACUAAUACAAGGGGACUUGCCUAAGUGUACUAUAUAGUGCAGAGCUACACAAAGGAGUACUUGACUGUGUAUUUGUAUAAUUGUGUGAAUGUGUGUAAAUACUGGUUGAGCAUUCCUCUCUGAGGCAAUUCCUUCCCUUUUGUAAUUUUAUGGGGAAGGGCUAAUGUGUGCAGUAUGGCAAUGUAAAAUAGGGUUUUCUGUGUAUACAUAACUAUAUAUAUAUUUGAUAACAAAUUGACUUAUUAAUACUUAAGAAUUUUGUAAAUAAAUCGUUAUUGAUUUCUAAGCAGCUUCAGUUUUUAAUUUCCUUUCUCAUCAGUGGCAUGGUUGACGGUAAUCACUUCCAUAAAUCAGGUAAAGGAUUGUCCAGUGCAUCGAUGGAUGAAGAGAGAAUGUUCCUUGAGACAGACUAUGCUUACAUCAGAUGAAGUCUGAUGUCUAGGGCUUGUUUACCUGCCUUUACCUAUCUCCAAGGUGAGAUGGUAGUUUUCACAAUGGGAUUGCCCUCUUUCGCAAGGUGACACCAUGUAGCUCUUUUAUGUUAAAACUCUAGUUUCUCUUACCAUCUCAUGUCUGGGAUUGCUGGAAAACAUAGUAACCUUGAUCUAAUAUUUCAGAGACUCGAUUUCAAACCCUGUCAUGGCAGCUAAGAAAUUCAAUAAUCUGAAAUGUCUACUUUUUUAAAGGAAAACUUGUAUAAUAAUUACCUUCAAAGGAGCAAUCAUCUGGUCUGACUGCCUGUGACUCCAAUGCAAUUGACUCAUAACUGCCUUCUUAAAUAGACCCACAAGCAAUUUAUUUUAUCUGCUACACUAAAGCAGAAAAAUAAUAUAAUCACACGGGCCAACCAACAUCACAAAUAU